AGCCAUGAUCGAGGUGUUGGCCAAGCUGGGCCGUGGGCCCGUCUUUCUGGCAGGGGAGGUGCUGGAGUGCGUGAUCAUGUUGCUCUUUUUUGUUCUCAGUGAGAUGCUGGCAUGGGCCAGUGCCCAGAUCCACUGCCAGUUUCAUGCCAGCGAGAACCGAGUUGUGCUCCCUCCCUCUGAUGGCAGCAAGCACGAUGUGCAAGCAGAGAAUGAGACAGUCUUCGUCCCCAACAGAGGAGAGCGGGGUCAGUGUAUCCUGUCCACCCCACCAAAGAUCCUCUUCUGUGACUUGCGACUGGAUCCUGGGGAGUCAAAGUCCUAUUCGUACUGUGAGACGCUGCCUAUAGACGGCCCCCCGUCUUUCCGGGGACAGUCGGUGAAGUACGUGUACAAGCUGACCAUCGGCUGCCAGCGUGUCAACUCUCCCAUCAAGCUCCUGCGCGUACCCUUCCGUGUCCUCGUGCUGCACGGGCUCAAGGAUUACCAGUUCCCACAGGAUGAGGCUGUUGCACCCUCAAACCCCUUCCUGGAGGAGGAAGAGAGCUUAAAGAAAGACUCUCGCCUGGCGGACCUGGCGACAGAACUGCUCAUGGUGGCCACCUCCCGACGCAGCCUGCACCUGUAUAACAUCAGCAACACUCGAGGGAAGGUGGGGACGUUCUGCAUCUUUAAAACUGUGUAUAAGAUUGGAGAGGAUGUCAUUGGGACCUUUAACUUCUCGGAAGGAGACAUCCCAUGUCUGCAGUUCUCGGUGAGCCUGCAGACGGAGGAGAGCAUCCAGGAGGAGUUCCAGCGCCGGCGGGGGCAGCCUGUCUCCUUCAGCACGCACGCCCGCCAUCAGGAGGCCUGCUUACACACAGCCCAGAGCAGCUUCAGCCUGCCCAUCCCGCUUAGCUCUACCCCAGGCUUCACCACCAACAUCGUGUCCCUGAAGUGGAGGCUGCACUUUGAAUUUGUGACCUCCGGGGAGUCGGCGGGGACUUGCCUGGUCCGUGGGAGCCAGUCAGAGGCCAUCACCUGGGCUGGGGUGGAGCAGAUAGAAGUGGACACUUUCAGCUGGGACUUGCCCAUCAAAGUCCUUCCCACCAACCCCAUCCUGGCUUCCUACGUAUCUCAGUUCUCCAGCACAAACUCCAUCACCAUCUGA
Molecule: messenger RNA, 1147 nt
Organism: Mesitornis unicolor (brown roatelo)
Lineage: Eukaryota; Metazoa; Chordata; Aves; Mesitornithiformes; Mesitornithidae
Gene: RGP1
Product: RGP1 retrograde golgi transport homolog (S. cerevisiae)
Exons: 8
Coding region: 5-1147 (380 amino acids)
Biological process (GO): retrograde transport, endosome to Golgi
Cellular component (GO): Ric1-Rgp1 guanyl-nucleotide exchange factor complex; Golgi membrane
Source: RefSeq, a predicted model, not a curated record